AGAGAGGUAUUGAAAGGCAGAGUAUUUUCCCACAGGUUACCUUGGAAAUGUUGACUGAGCAUUGCUCAAAGGCACUUAGAAAAAAAGGGGUUGAUCUGAUCUGAUCUGCACUGCACACACACACACACAGACAUUGCAUUGGUCCCCAGUCCCAACUCCCAGCCAUUCAUUGCUGAACACUGAGCUGAGCCCAGGAGCAAACCUUGAGCAAAUAAACUGCUCCUUAUUGAGGAACAACUGUGGGAAGUGGAGACAACUGUGGGCAAAUCCAGAGAUCCAUCCUCAAAGCACAUCUCACAGGCACAGUGAAGCCAGACAGCCAUUUGGAAACACUGGAAAAUAAGAGCAACGCAAGCUAAUUGAAGAGGCUGUUGCUAAGAGAUGGUGCAGAAAGAACAUCACUGAAAGACUCUGAUCCGAUGCUCAAUGUAGCCUUCAAUGCUCAGGUUAUUAGGGAGGGAUUGUUAUGGCAGCUUUGGAAAAGCGAACAGCAGCCAGCGAAAGCAGGACAGCUGGAAUUAAAGAAGCCAACUUCAGCCCAUCAACACUGCGAGAUGGGGUAGCUGUAGACUCUGAGAGCACAGAGUUCCAGGGUUUAGGACGUGCCACCCUGAUGCAGAAAGCACACGAGUUCUUCCGGAUCUGCGACCAGGAAGAUAAGGGAUUUAUUGCCAGAAAAGACAUGCGGCGGCUUGACAGUGAGUUGCCUCUAGGGUCUGAUGAGCUGGAGAAUGUCUUUGAUAUGCUGGAUGCAGAUGGUAAUGGUUAUCUUACCCUGAAGGAAUUUACGACAGGAUUUGGUGAGUUCCUAUUUGGUGAAACGAUUACUGUUCACGAGACAAAGGAAGAAGAGCAUCAGGAUGAAUCUCUGUACCAGUCGCAGUGUGAAGAGCAAUUGUCGCCAGUUGAAGAUGAUGAAGAAAGUCAUUUCUAUAGGCUUAUGGAAACCCUGGGAGCAAAGAACCUCUUUGAAAACCAAAAUGAAAUAAGAAACCUUUGGGCACAACUUAGAAAAGAUGAACCACAACUACUUACUAACUUUGAAGAAUUCCUAAGAAGGGUUUCAAUUCUGAUCCGACAAGCCAAUGAGGAAAAGGAGAAUAUAGAAUUUGUUCUGAAAAGAAAGACAACUGAACACGGUGAAGAAAUAGAAUAUCUCUACGAGGAAAUGGAACAGCAGAUUAAAAGUGAGCAAGACAAACUGUCUAAUAAGGACACAGAGAUGUUUAAUAUUCAAAGCCAAAAGCUGGAAUCUGAGCUAAAAGCUAAAGAACGAGAAUUGGAACAUCUCAUUCAGAAGCAGAAACAGCUAGAGAAACAGUGCAAGAAACUGUCCAGUGAAAAGCAAGAGAUAAGGGUGGAGAAUAAAAAACUGAAGGAAACUAACGACGAGUUGGGGAACGAGUUGGACCAAACUGGCCACGAGCUACUGUAUGCCCAGCAUCAACUGCAGUUACUGCACAAAGAAGCUUCCCAUCUUCAAGAUGAAAGAGAAAUGGAGCUCUAUAGAGUUACUGAAGGUCUGGAAAGGGAGAAGACAGGUCUUCUGAAACAGUUAGAUCUCCUCAGAGAAAUGAACAAGGUUCUUCGAGAUGAACGGGAUAUGUGUUUGACUAAUAUAAAGCCACCUGCCAUCUCCAGGAAUCAAAAAGUUCCCUUAGUUGUUGACCAUCAUAUCAACAUCAAUCCUCCUGUCAACAGACAUGAUAUCCACAAGGAAACAACCGAUAAUAAAGAGUCCCGAAGACGAGGCUUGCAGAGAAUCAUUUCGAUCGAAGAAGAUCAUCUUCCAGAUCUACUGGAACCCCAUCUCCCAACACAAUUAAAUGAUUGGAUUGAGGAGGAGGGCGAGAUGGAAAACGAAGGCCAGGUGGAGACGAAGGAGAAAGAAAAAGAAGCUGAAAAGAUUUCUGAUGAUGAAAUUCCAUCAUCCCCAAGGAAACAACCAAUCGGCAAAGAAUCAUUGGCACCACAAGAACGAUCAAGUAGCAACCCUGACCGUUUGUUCAAAGUCAUCUGUAUUGGCGACUCCAGUGUGGGGAAAACCUCUUUCCUGAGACGAUUUUGCAAUGGUAGUUUUCACCAUGGAAUGUGUGCCACCGUCGGCAUAGAUUACAGUGUCAAAACCAUCACUGUUGAUAAAAGCCAGGUGGCAUUCCAGCUGUGGGAUACUGCAGGGCAGGAAAGGUACCGUAGUAUUACAAAACAGUUCUUCCGAAAAGCAGAUGGAGUUGUUGUGAUGUAUGAUAUCACAGAUCAGAUAACUUUCACAGCAGUGAGACACUGGCUGACAAGUGUACAGGAAGGAGCUGAUGGUGAUAUUGCAGUCCUCCUACUGGGCAACAAAACUGAUUUGGACAGUCAGCGUCAGGUGUCUACUGAAGAAGGGAAACGUUUGGCUAAGGAAAACAACUUGGUUUUCUUUGAAUGCAGUGCCUGCUCUGGUUAUAAUAUAACAGAACCAAUGGUGCACUUGGCGAGGCUUCUGAAGGAACAGGAAGAUAAGGAGAAGCAAAAGACAAUUCAGCUGGUGGAAGAAUCGACCCAGAAGAGGUUUUGCUGUGCAAGAUAGUGAAGAGAUGCUUCAUGUUUUACUACCACGAGAGGGCGAUACUCUCCUUGUCACAGCAGUUCAUGACAUAUAUUUUCUAUUCUAUAAUUCUACUGUGCAUUCUGAAAAUCAAAGAGAAUAUAUGAAUGCAUAAAAUGAAUUAAUAAAUCAUACUAGUUAUGUUAGGUACUGUUUUAAUCCACUGAGAAUCCACACUAGCAAAUUCUGCUAAACAUCCUGUUUAAAGAGAAGAAAAUGUUAACUACAGGCAACUAUUUAUUAAGCGUCUAAUAGACACUUAUAUAGAGUGCGUACAGGAAGCCAUACUCUAUAAGAGGCAAACGAUAAAGGCUUCGUCAUUUAUAUUAUGAUGUAGAGUUUAGAUAUAAAUUCUGCAUCUUUAUCGGUCCCGCACAUCUUCUGUUUGUACUACACAUCUUAGUGAAAAGGGUAAAACAAGGUAAUUUUUAAUUAUAAAUUAUUGUUUUUUAUAUAGUGUGUAUAUACGGUGCAGCUUUUUAAAAGUUUAUUUGAAUGGUAGUCUUGGAGGAUGAAUAUGGAAGUGCAAUAUUUAGAAAUCAAAAUGCUAUGAGGAACCAGAACAUAUAUUCUCGUAUUUUGU
Molecule: messenger RNA, 3173 nt
Organism: Callorhinchus milii (elephant shark)
Lineage: Eukaryota; Metazoa; Chordata; Chondrichthyes; Chimaeriformes; Callorhinchidae
Gene: cracr2aa
Product: calcium release activated channel regulator 2Aa
Exons: 19
Coding region: 467-2572 (701 amino acids)
Molecular function (GO): calcium ion binding; GTP binding; GTPase activity
Source: RefSeq, a predicted model, not a curated record